Molecule: messenger RNA, 2475 nt
Organism: Corticium candelabrum
Lineage: Eukaryota; Metazoa; Porifera; Homoscleromorpha; Homosclerophorida; Plakinidae
Product: dual serine/threonine and tyrosine protein kinase-like
Exons: 4
Coding region: 80-2221 (713 amino acids)
Biological process (GO): protein phosphorylation
Molecular function (GO): ATP binding; protein kinase activity
Source: RefSeq, a predicted model, not a curated record
UUUGCUGAAAGCGUUUAAAAAACAAGUUGAAUAUUUAGCUUCACCGGAGUCUGCAAUCUUUGUUUUGAACAAGUGGGAUAUGGUUGAUGAAGAGGCAAAAAUGAAGCAGUUACGAAUUGUUACUGAAUGCCUUAAAAGAAGAUGGCCAAUGAUUAAACCUUAUCAAGUGCUACCACUCAACUCGAAACAAGCCGAAAUUUGUCUAUACAAGACAGGCACGUUAACUCCAGAUCUAAAAGAAGUCUGCGAAACUAUAACAAAAAUUCUUCCAGAAUCCCUCAACAACAUCAUUAUGAAAUCCUUAAGCAAACCUUGCGACUUUAUUGUCUCUGUUGAAAAUGUGUUGCAAACAACUAUCAGGCAGCUGAAAUUACCUGUUUCUCAGAGAAGUAUAUUAAAUGGUAAGAGCAGAGAAAAUCUAGAACAGUUUCAAACAUUGUUAAAAGAAAUGAAAGCCAAACUCGAGACGAAAGUUGGCAGCCUGAAAGAUGACCUUUUGCCUUACCUUCAGACGGACGCGGUUCGUCAAAGCUUUCAUAAUUGGGAUGUAUCUUCUUUACCGGUUAAACAGAAGGCAGCUGUUGAUGCAGGCAAAGUAGAACAAUUUGUGUAUGUGAAGCUAUUCCAGAUUGUAGAUAGCCACUGCAAGGAAACUGAUCUUCAGCAAUGGGCAAGAACAGCAUUGGAUCGAGAUGUUGCAAAAGCAGAGCAAAUGCUGAAACAAGCAAACAUGCACAUGAGCGGUUCUGUUCAACCAACAUUUAGAAUCAACGACAAUCACGGCUAUUUAUUGCCAUAUUUAUGCCAAUUAAUUACUAUUUGCGCCGCUUUCGGCGUAACGGUAGAUGAAAAAGCUGUCUUAAGAAUGGUCGCAAGGUCGGGGAUAGGAGAUUUUUUUGCGACUGUGGUAUUACCAAAGGCCGUAGCUGCGGUUCCAACACGCUUGACUAUAGUAGCUUUUGUUGGCAGUUUAGUGGCUGUGGCAGUAGCUAGAAAGCUCUGGAAAAUAAAAGCCAUUAAAGAAUUUAAAGAGAACGUAAAGCAAGCUUAUGACAACUAUAUUGCAGAUACUUCACAACUGCAAGAGAUUAUAUCGACGGUGAUGCAGUUUCAUUGCAAACAUGUGCAAGCUGUAUUAGACACACUUCCUCAAAUGCAUAAACAAAUUCAGAAAACGUUACAUGCAGUUGGAAAGGCAGAAGAGAAAAAUUGUCCAAAGUAUGAACAAUUGUUAAGCAAAUGGCAAGAACUAAAUGGCAAAUUAUCAAUUUUGACUCUCCAAUGCAUGCCUCACAAGUUUACUAGCAAUGAUAUCUUGUGGCCACAGCCGAACCCACCAGUAGGUAGUGGAAGUUUUGCUGAAGUUUACAAAGUCACCAUUCCUGGUGCGCAUGAAGUUGCAUUAAAAGUAAUAAGACAUGAUGUUACGCAGGGAAACACAGCUUCUGAGGUGAAGAAAGAAUUUGAUGUUUGCAGAAAAUGCAAUCAUGAGAACAUCGUCAAGUUUUGGGGGUCAAUACAACUCUCGUUACACCCUCUGAAGAUAGGAUUGCUGUACGAAUGGUGUGACCGCGGAACUUUGGCUUCUUUUAUUAAACAUGCCCAAGAAGAACCAGCUUACACACUAAGUGGCUUUUCGAUUGCUCAAAGUCUUGCACUGGAUAUGCUCAGUGGGAUUUGUUACCUACAUGACAAUGGCAUCAUUCAUAGAGAUAUGAAACCUGAGAAUGUGCUCAUAACAGGUCAGGGAAAAGUGCGUCUGGCAGACAUGGGACUUGCGAAGCCAAUCGAACUAGUAAAAGGUACACUUUGUGGAACACUGUGGUACAUGGCACCGGAAGUAUUUCUUGAGAAGCCCUACACAGAACAAGUAGAUAUGUUUAGUUUCGGAAUCAUUAUGUGGGAGCUAUGGCACAAAAAGCGAGUCUAUGAAGUCACAAGGGCACCUCCUUUACAGCUUUUCUUGAAGAUGGUAGAGACAGGUAAGCUACGUCCAGGUGAUGGACAAUUUAUUGGUGAAGGUAUCUCGUAUGGAACCCUCUCCCGAUCUCAGCACAAUCAGCAACCAAAGCUAGCUACUGCAGUCGAUGUGCCUCAGACUACAAUUAAAUCGUGGGCAGAUGUUGCAAGAACUUGCUGGUUAUCAAACUUUGAUAGUCGGCUAUCAGCAUAUACAACUCAUGAAAAAAUAUCUGCUCUUUCUGUUGGAAGCGACGAAUGACUACGUAUUAAAAUUCACAAUACAUCCGAGCCUUUCUUAAUACAAAGGUGUCAAGUUGUUUGCGCAUUUGAAUGUGGUAUAGGGCGUGACUGAACACACCAUAACUUCUUCCAAUAUAUAUAGUUGUUGUAGCUGUUUGUAUGUUAAAAAAGUCGCGAUUGCGCGUGAGCUUGUAUGCUAGCUGUGUUUUAUUUUAUUAAACAAUUGUCAUUGCAGUUAUUAUGUGAAUGUGAAUUAUUUUCUUUCUGAGAAAC